AUGUCUACCAGGCUCCUCACACCCAGACUCUCCUCCUCUGCGCGUCUGCAGCGCCUCCCCCGGACCCAGAUCCGGACCAAGGCCACUGCCCCCUUCAGACUUCCCGAUGCGCGGAACGAGCCCAACCCCACCUACGUAAAAGGCUCCCCCGAACGCACCAAGAUCGAAGCCGCCCUCAAGACCCUCCGCGCCCAACUCCCCGUGCAAAGCUCCAUCUACUACAACGGCAAGGUCCAAGCCGCCUCGACAUCAUGGGACCAGCCUCUUCCCGCCGAGCACGCCACAACCUUCACAAACUACCCCGUCGCGUCGAAGGAGCAGGUCUCUGCGGCCAUUGAGUCCGCCCUCAAGGCCAAGAAGGACUGGGAGAACACGCCGUUCGUCGACCGCGCCGCUAUCUUCCUCAAGGCUGCAGAGUUGGUGACCGGCAAGUACCGCUACGAGCUGAUUGCCGCGACGAUGCUGGGCCAGGGGAAGAACAUCUGGCAGGCGGAGAUUGAUGCCGCCGCUGAACUGGCGGAUUUCUUCCGCCUCAAUUGCAACUUUGCGGCGGAGUUGUUGGAGCGUCAGCCGACCAGGGGGACCGAUGGGAUGUGGAGCCGCAUGGAAUACCGCCCCCUCGAAGGCUUCGUCUACGCCGUCUCUCCCUUCAACUUCACCGCGCUGGGCGGCUCGCUCCUCUCGGGCCCCGCGCUCAUGGGCAACGUUGUCCUCUGGAAGCCCUCGCCUUCCAACAUCUACGCCAGCAGCCUGAUCUACAAGAUCCUGCUGGAAGCCGGCCUCCCCCCAGACGUCGUGCAAUUCGUCCCCGGCGACGCCGAGCAGAUCACCGACAUCGCGCUGGCGCACCGCGACUUCGCAGGCCUCAACUUCAUCGGCUCCUCCGACGUCUUCCGCUCCAUCUACGCGAAGAUCGGCGAGGGCAUCGGAAACAAGACGUACCGCGAGUUCCCCCGCGUCGUCGGCGAGACCUCCGGAAAGAACUUCCACCUUGUCCACAACACCGCUGAUAUCCCGAGCGCGGUCAACCACACCAUCCGCGGCGCAUUCGAGUACCAGGGGCAGAAGUGCUCUGCCACAUCGCGCGCGUAUAUCCCCGCCUCUCGCGCCGAGGAGUUCAUCUCGCUGCUCAAGGCCGGCGUGCAGGAAAUCACCAUCGGAAACCCCGAUAAAGAUCUCGACGCCUUCAUGGGCCCCGUCAUCCACCGCCGCUCCUUCGACAAGAUCAAGUCCAUCAUCGACGAGAGCAACGCCGAUCCCUCGCUCAAGCUCAUCGCCGGCGGAUCCUACGACGGCACUACCGGCUUCUACGUCAAUCCCACCGUCUACCAGACAGACUCGCCCACCCACCGCCUCUUCAACGAGGAGAUCUUCGGCCCCGUGCUCGCGGUGUACGUGUACCCGGACAACGAGUGGAGUGAACUCCUCGGCCAGGUCGAUGCGGCGGGCGGCGGGUUCGCGCUCACGGGUGCGGUCUUUGCAAGUGAUCGGAAGGUCAUCCGCGAGGCGGAGGACGCGCUGCGCUACAGCGCCGGCAACUUCUAUAUCAACUGUAAGACGACGGCGGCGUUGAUCGGGCAGCAGAGUUUUGGCGGGGCCAGGGCGAGCGGUACGAAUGAUAAGGCCGGGUCUUCGGAUAUUCUGAGGCGGUUUACGAGCCCGCGUAUGAUUAAGGAGGAGUUUUUCCCGUUGGAGGGGUUCAAGUAUCCUAGUAACGAGUAG
Messenger RNA from Aspergillus mulundensis, 1722 nucleotides. RefSeq lists its product as uncharacterized. Lineage: Eukaryota; Fungi; Ascomycota; Eurotiomycetes; Eurotiales; Aspergillaceae. Gene Ontology annotation, molecular function: L-glutamate gamma-semialdehyde dehydrogenase (NAD+) activity. The transcript is spliced from 3 exons. The record is from RefSeq and is a predicted model, not a curated record. Bases 1 to 1722 code for a protein of 573 amino acids. Gene Ontology annotation, cellular component: mitochondrial matrix.